GGAAGGUGGUACCGGGGAUUGAAUUUACAAUCUCACACUUGCCAGGCAAGUGCUUAUACCGCUGAGCUAAAUCCCCAGCUGGACAGCACUGUUUUAUAAAACAUCCUGUUUGAUGAGUAUAUAAUUAUGCUCAACCUCAUCCAACAACAGAUGGUAUGAAAAGGAAGGAAUAAAAAUAAAUAAAUAAAAUAAUUUUUAAAAAAAGGAAGGAAUCGUAUCUGUUUUUGAGACAGGGUCCUGCUAUGUAUUUCAGACUGUCCUUGAACUAUUUAGUCCCAGCCUGUCUCAGAUUCUCAGUGAUCCUUCUGCCUCAACAUCCCAAGGACUGUAAUUACAGGCAUGCACCACCACACCUGGUGGGUUUUUCUUUUUUGAUAGUCUAGUUUUUUCCAGGCCAGCCUCAACCUCUUGAGUAUCAGGGCUAUUUGUCUCUUGUUUAUGUGAUGCACAUGCUAAAAAUCCGUUGGUAAAAUGUUUUUAGUUCUCAUCAUUCCAGGUGAGUAGUAUUCCGUGACUCUCCCUAGACUCCAGGAAAAAUCUGUUCUCAGCUUUACAUCAGCUAACAAAUUGGAAUCUGAUAGAACAAUUCACACCACAUUGCAAAUGACUGAUAACAACUUUGUGUUCACCCCUUUUGGGGAGUAUUUCCAUUUUAACAGGGAACAAUCCCUGAACCCAAAGGAAUGAAUCCCUAAUGGUGGAGUUUCAGGCAUCAGUGACAGGCUGCACCCAGACUCCCCAGGCCAGUGCUUGCAGGUGACAAACGAUGGCCUGAACUAUGAGCAAGCAGGACUACAUGAACACUUCGGUGCAGGAGCCUCCUCUUGACUACUCCUUCAAAAGCAUCAGUGUCAUCCAAGAUCUGAUCAGUGAGGAGCCAAGGACAGGGCUACGACCACUGAAGCAUUCAAAGUCAGGGAAGUCACUGACCCAGUCCCUGUGGCUGAACAACAAUGUCCUCAGUGACCUGAGAGAUUUCAACCCGGUGGUUUCACAGUUGCUGGAGCACCCAGAGAACCUGGCCUGGAUUGAUCUAUCCUUCAAUGACCUGACUUCCAUUGACCCCGUCCUAACGACAUUCUUCAACCUGAGUGUCCUCUACCUUCAUGGCAACAGCAUCCAGCGCCUGGGGGAGGUGAACAAACUAGCUGUUCUCCCUCGACUCCGGAGCUUGACGCUCCACGGGAACCCCAUAGAGGAAGAGAGAGGGUACAGGAUGAACCCACUCUCCCCACAAACCAUACUCCAGUCCCUCCAUUCAGAGGAGAUAGCAGCAAUUCAGGGAAGCAGAGGGGAAGGGGACUGUGCCUGUGAGUCUUCCCACAGGCAAUACGUGCUGUGCAGUCUGCCUCGUAUCACUACGUUCGACUUCAGUGGGGUCACCAAAACAGACCGCACCACAGCUGAGGUCUGGAAACGCAUGAACAUCAAGCCCAGAAAGACACACAUCAAGGAGAAUGCGCUCUGAGUUUCCCUCAGGUCUUGACCCCUGAAGACAGUCAGCUUGGCUUAACAAUAAAUGAUUUGAGCUGUUCAGCGGA
Cavia porcellus (domestic guinea pig) is the source of this 1541-nucleotide messenger RNA. It is a transcript of the gene Lrrc51, whose product is annotated as leucine rich repeat containing 51. Gene Ontology annotation, molecular function: protein binding. Bases 779 to 1468 code for a protein of 229 amino acids. The transcript is spliced from 5 exons. The record is from RefSeq and is a predicted model, not a curated record. Lineage: Eukaryota; Metazoa; Chordata; Mammalia; Rodentia; Caviidae.